AUGCCAAGCUCUACUAUAAAAUCAUCAGCUCAAGUAUUACAAACUUUCAAAAACCCAGAAUUGAUCAAAACUAAAGCUUACGUUAAUGGUAAGUGGAUUUCCAGUUCUACAGGGGAGAAAUUCGACAUAAACAAUCCAGCAUUGCCAGCCGAUGAAGGAAAAAUAGCUACCGUCGAUUCCAUGUCCGAACUGGAUUAUAAUCAAGCAAUCGAGAAAGCAAAUAUUGCAUUUGAAGAAUUCAAGAAAACUUCGGGAAGAUCCCGUGCAGACUUGCUUGAAAAAUUAUAUGAUUUAGUUAUGGAAAACAAGGAAGAUUUAGCCAAACUACUAGUAUUAGAAAAUGGUAAACCGUACGCAAAUGCAAUCUUUGAGGUUGAAUAUGCCGCUUCUUUCUUCAAAUGGUUUUCAGAAGAAGCUCCCAGGAUCUAUGGUGAUAUUAUCCCAGCCUCAAAUUCUAAAAAUAGGAUCCUAGUUUUUAAACAACCAGUUGGUGUAUGUGGGAUCUUAACCCCUUGGAAUUUCCCAUUAGCUAUGAUAACUAGAAAAUUAGGUGCUGCAAUUGCUACUGGAUGUACUUCUGUGAUAAAACCGGCUUCUGAAACUCCACUAUCAGGAUUGGCUUUGGGUUAUUUAUGUGAACAAGCCAAGAUUCCUUCUGGUGUGGUUAAUAUAUUACCUUGCUCCGAUGCCUCCAAAGCUGGGAAAUUAAUUACCGAACAUCCAGGAGUCAACAAAGUCUCCUUCACUGGAUCCACAUCGGUUGGAAAGGUCCUUAUGAAACAAGCUGCUGGGACAUUGAAGAAACUUUCAUUUGAAUUGGGUGGAAAUGCUCCCUUUAUAGUUUUUGAAGAUGCAGAUAUUGACGAAGCCGUCGAUGGAGCAAUCGCAUCCAAAUUCGAAACAAGUGGUCAAACAUGUAUUUGUGCCAAUAGAAUCUUUGUCCAUGAAGACAUAUAUGAUCAAUUCUCAUCUAAGUUGGUUGCAAAAUUAAAACACACCAAAUUAGGUAAUGGACUCGUUGACGGUGUGACACAUGGUCCAUUGAUUCAUGAUAAUUCAAUGAAGAAAGUCAGAGAGCAUAUCGAAGAUGCAACUUCGAAAGGUGCCAAGAUUUUAGUUGGUGGAUCAAAACGUCCUGAAUUAGGUGAGCAUUUCCAUGAUUUAACCGUGCUUGGGAAUGUGAAUACCGAUAUGAAGAUAACUCAAGAAGAAACAUUUGGACCUGUUGCUCCAUUGAUUAAAUUCACUCUGGAAGACGAAGUUGUCAAAUUGGCCAAUGAUACUAAUGUUGGUCUUGGUGGUUAUUUCUAUUCCAAUGAUUUAAGAAGAGUGUUUAGAGUAGCGGAAGCAAUGAAUGUGGGAAUGGUGGGUGCUAAUUCUAGAGAGAUUUCUGAAGCUGAAAUCCCGUUUGGUGGAGUUGCGGAAUCUGGAUUUGGGAGAGAAGGUUCAAAAUUCGGUUUGGAUGAUUAUUUGGUGACUAAGAGUUUGGUUAUUGGUAAUGUCUAG
Messenger RNA from Hemisphaericaspora subhashii, 1506 nucleotides. RefSeq names its product NAD-dependent succinate-semialdehyde dehydrogenase. Gene Ontology annotation, biological process: GABA catabolic process. Gene Ontology annotation, molecular function: succinate-semialdehyde dehydrogenase (NAD+) activity. The record is from RefSeq and is a predicted model, not a curated record. Lineage: Eukaryota; Fungi; Ascomycota; Pichiomycetes; Serinales; Debaryomycetaceae. Bases 1 to 1506 code for a protein of 501 amino acids. The transcript has a single exon.